Molecule: messenger RNA, 4323 nt
Organism: Scylla paramamosain (green mud crab)
Lineage: Eukaryota; Metazoa; Arthropoda; Malacostraca; Decapoda; Portunidae
Product: glutamic acid-rich protein-like
Exons: 17
Coding region: 193-2451 (752 amino acids)
Source: RefSeq, a predicted model, not a curated record
GAAGGAGGGGAGAGAGGAGGUCACAAGAGGAAGAGGAGGAAGGUAGGCAGACAGCGCGGGUCGUAAUAUACCAAAUACAACCCCUUCACUUCUCAUCUGGAUCUGCACGUGAGCUGUUUGCCAUCAUCACAGCGGCAGGAAGACAGCACGGAGCCAGAACAGGUCAGCAGCAACUGAGUGCAUCUUGAGAGGAUGCCGGGAUACCACACUGAGGGCGACAGGAAUCGCUACAGAGGACAUGGGCAGGGGGGCAUGGGAGGAUGGGGGGGACGAGAUGGAGGGGGCAACAGGGGCUACAGUCAUGGAGGAGGGGGAGGGGGAAAGUAUGACAGGUACAGAUGGAAUGAUGAGGGUGAAGGAGGAAGCAGGCAGGGACCCUCCAGAGGCUACAAAGACAACUACAGCCACCACAGGUACCGUGAUAGGUAUUCCUCUGGUGGCAGUAGCUCACACCAGUACCAGCAUCACCACCAACACCACCACCACCACCACCACCAGUCCUGGCAGGAGGGGGGCCGGGGCAAUGAGGAGUACAGCAGGAGGGGAGGGGGGGAGGGACGCAUUGGGCCAGACUUCAUCAGGUCCCUCACAGAACUUGGUCACAUCAGCGGGAAGGAGUCACGCAUUGCCCUAGACAUUCUGAAAUCAGUCCUGAGCUCAGAUGCCCCUGAGCGUGACCACUGGGACCAUGGGCCGCCUGCCAGGAAGAUGAGGCGCCUCGACUGGGAUGGGGCGCGCUCUCCACACAUGCACAAGUAUCCCUACCGUGAGAGACCCUACCCAGGCCACCACCAGUACCGGGGUUGGGAUCAGGGCAGGGCUGGGAUGGUUCCUCGCAGCCACCACUGCUACCGCAAGAUGUCAAACUCACAGUUGAGGGAGAUGGAAAUGGCCCGAUCAGAGAUGCCUCACCCUGAUAAAAAGGAGAAAAAGGACUUGGAGAAAAAGACUUCAGGAGGAGUUAAGAGAGUGAGAGAAGGGGACGAGGAAAAGGAGAAGGCCUCCGCAGAGGAAACUGCAGGGGAGGAGGGCACUCAAAGCACUGAGAAGGAGGCAGCUGAAGAACAAGAAAAAUCAGAAGAAGUGAAGGAGAAGAAUGAAGAGCAGCCAUCAGUAAAGAAGGAGACAAAGGAGGAAAAGGGAGAAGAAGUGAAAGAAAAGAAGGAAGCUGAAACAGAUGAUACCCCACAGGCCAACUUUGUGUUCCCACGAACCGCCCUCAAGUGCCAUAUGUGUGACAUGACCAAGUUUCCUAAUAUUAAGGCCUACUUGAGUCACCUGGGCAGCAAGAACCACGAACGCAUUGCUCAUGUCUUUCAUGCCCGCUGUGCUGCCUCCAUGGACCUGCUGAUUGCCGAGUCCAAGCUGGCCAACAAGAGGAGGACCAGACUACGAGGGAAGGCCCACUGGUGCUACGAGUGUGUCUGCUUCAUGAACACCCACCCCAAGGAGCACUACCACUCCAUCGAACAUACGCUGGUGAGUCGCUACAUGGAGAUGCAGUGCUGUGGUUACCUGUACAACCGUGCCAAUGUGGAGGAGCAUCGCCUCUCCAUGCGCCACCUGAAGAAUCAGAUUGCAUAUGAUGAGGCCCAGCAGACAAAGAAGGAAAAGGAGAAAGAACUGAGAGCUUCAGGGAAAGAGGAAGAGGCAGCUUUUCAUAAGGAGGUGGCUGAGUUCAAGCGACGCGGGCUGGAGCGAGAGAAGGAGGAGGGACUUCACCCACUUACUGUAGCCAACAUGCCACCACACGACCCCAUGCGACCUUUAGGGCUGGACAUGCUAUACAAGGAGACGCGGUGCCAGUGUGACGUGUGCCAUUGCAGCAUCAGCAGUGUACGCCUUGCACGCUAUCACUUCCGCUCCCUGGAACACUACCACAACAUGUGUGCUCAUUUUGCUGCCAUAGAGGAGGCAAAGGAAUUAGAAAGAAAGAAGAAGGAGGAGGAGGAGAAGGCAGCCAAGGCUCAAGAGGAAGGUAUGGAGGGCACAGAGGGAAAAGCAAAGAAGAAAGAAGAUGCAGAGGAAGAAGAUGAGGACAUUGCAAACAUGGAAACAGUAGAUGUGGCAGAGGAAGAUGGAGAAGGAGAGGAGGAGGAUGUCUUGGGGGCGGCAGCUGUGGGAGGCAGUCGUGCAAGGAAGAACAAGGAAGCGCAGGAAGAGGAUGAAGAAGAUGAGGAUGGAGAAGAGAGAAUGAAGGAGUCGUUUGAGGAAGAGGAAUACCCCAGGGAGGAGGAAGAGGAGGAAGAAGAUGCUGCUGAGGGUAAUGAAGAGGAAGCGGAGGAAAGAGAGGGUGAAGAGGAGCACUUUGAUGAAGAGAUGGAAGGGGAAUAUGGGGAGGAGGAAGAGCCAGAUGAUGGAAUAAUAGAAGGUCUAGAAGAGGAAGGGGAAGACUUUGAUGAGGAUGGCCUUCACUGUGAGUAUGAAGGUGGAAGAGAUGAAGAUGCAUAAGUGACACUGGAGGCAGGAAAAGGUUUGUGAAAGAAGAUGAAGGAAAGGUAGCUCUUAUGAAACCAGAAAAUGAGGUGAAAGAAAGGAAAAAGAGAGGAGAGGAAGGGAGAAAAGUGUAAGGAAAGAAAAUGAAAGGAGAGGAUGAAAAAGACAACUGGUAAAUACUGCAAAACUGUCCCUCCUCUACUCCCAUCUACCUUUCAACACUACAAAACUAUCCCUUCCCUACUCCUAUCUUCCUCUCACCCUCCCUCCUUCCCUCUUUCCCUCCCCUUCCUUUCUUCCUUCCCCUCACUAAACAGAUCUCUUCAUUUCCACAAUACCUGGGAGAGAUGUCUUUCUGUCUUUUCCUCAAACAUUUUUCUCCUAUUGUACAUAAUGUAAGUGUUUUUCUUUAUUCUUCCUCCUUCUCCCUCUCUCUCCCUUGCAUUAUUAUUCCUGUGCAUUAAAUGUGAGCCAAGGAGAAUCAUUGCCAGGGAAAACCAAUUGUAGGGAAUCUGUGGUGAGAGUGAGGGGGAAGACAGGAUUGUAUGAUAAGAUAGUGUUGAUUAGCAAGGAAAAUAGGAUAUGGAUGAAAAUUUUGAUAGGCAGCAGGAAAGGCAGUUACAAAUGAAAGAGAAAUAGAAGGGAGGAGAAAAGUUGACAGACAUGAGUGGAAAAAGAGUAUAAGUAUUGAUGGAAUAGAGGUUGAAAUGUGUAUAAGCAACAAGAGAAGGAAGGGGCAAAAGCAAGAGACAAGUAGAAGUUAAAUACACGACCGGAGAACAGGAAGUGAUGGGCUGGGUAUUACAUUGCACAAAGGGAGAAGUAAAAGUUCCUAUCAGUGCUUGGCAAAUUCAUGGUUGAUAAAGUACUUAAUGAGAAAACUAGAAAAAGAUGGAUGUUGAUGUGGGAAGUCAUUGUUCCUAGAUUAUUAUUCCUGUUUGGCACCGCUGACACAAGUCCAGGCUGUAUAAGUGUUAAUGGUGGUGCUGAAGAAAAGGUACAAGCAUAGCAAGCAGCAGUUCAGUGUGGAUUAUUUCGCACAGUCACGGCCAAUAGUGGGUUAAUCUGUUGCACUCCCAUUUCACUGUGUUAAUGUUUCCCUUCAGUCAUUUCUUCAGGUUUCUCAGCAUGAUGAACACUAACUAGCUGCCUUUCUUAGCUGGAGAGAUAGAUACUUUAUCCCAUCUCUAUUUAUUUAUAUAUUUAUUUUUUAAUCUGCUGAUGUUUCGUAAAAUCUGUCAAUUGAUGUAUUAUAAAUGGAUCAGAGGAACUUAGAUUGAGGAGAACCACAGUGGAAGCGGGAUAAGGAGUUAGUUGACGAUUGGCAGUGACUGUACCUUGAUGAGAGGGAGCCCUUCACAGCACACCUCUGUACAAAUGCAUGUUUAUUUUGGCGCAGCAGUUCCGUAUGUGUGUUGUCGGUGGAUUAGGUAGCCAGCACUUACUGUCUGUCAGAAGCAAAUGAGCACUGCAGGAGUUAAUAAUAUGCUGUGUCUGUGGCAGCUGUGGGUGGUGGGAGUGAGGAGGCGGCCAGUAUGUAGCCUGGGGAGCGUGGGCUACAUUGUGGAGUCAGGUUAUGUGUAUACUGUUAAGUCCUCUUGUAUGCUAGUACAGUAUAAACCAGAAAGUAACACAUCCUUUUAUGAAUGGACCAUGCAUAGGUAGUGACUUUAUUUUGCUUAGGGUAGUACACCGCAGAAGGAAGACUUUUUUUUGGAGAUGUACGAGUAACUACUUUUGUCUUUUUUUUCUCUUUUUUUUUCUCUCUCUCUCCAUGUGUGUGAAUAUGCGCACCUUAUGUAGAUCUGUAAGGUGUAUGUGGCAAGGCAAACUGUAUCAAUGUGAAUCAGCCUGUUACACAAUACUGAAAUAAAGGCAGUGAAUUAU